GUGAAAGUGAAAAUGUAAUGGCCAUGUCAAGUAACUUUCAGUUCAAGUCCUGGAAUUACCCCCGCUCUGUGAAAUGAAAUGCAAAAGCACAUAUCGUCCUCUCACAGUGAAUUCGAGAAGAGAAAGGAAGACGAGCUGACAUUUUUUCUGUUGGGACUGACUUAUGAUUAAAAGCCUCUGAGGACAGUUGAUAAUGAGUGGCUCACUCCUGCUUGCACAGUCUGUUCUUCCAACCCCACUGAAGUGCCCCAGUUGCCACCAGACUGGGGCCAGAAAGGUCAAAGGUCAGUGUGCUGUGUGUAAGCGCUGCUCCGAGACCCUGCGCCGUGUCUACCAGUUCUGCUGGGCCUGUGGGAGGGAGUGGCACCAGUCAGGAGGAACCCUGGAGGGCCAAGGGGUCCAUUUCUCCUGCCCUCUGCCAGGCUGUGCCCUCAGGGCUGCCCUCCUCUCCCCAGAGGUCAUUGUUGAUCCAAGCAGUUCAGCCCAGGGAUGCCCCUUCUUCAGGGCCUGUCCUCACUGUAAGGCCAUCCUCACUCACACUGGAGAGGGAUGCCCCAAUAUCAUCUGUCCACACUGCCAAAAGGAGUUCUGCUUCCGCUGCUUGAAGAAGGAGUGCUAUGAUUAUGAAGAGGAAGAUGAUGAUGAUGAUGAUGAUGAUGAUGAUUUUGAGUAUCCUUUACCAUGCACUGUGGUGGAUAACAGUCAGUCUCUCAGAGAGUUGGAACUGUAGGGGCUAUGCAACGGUCUGUAGAACAUAAUUUACGGCCUCAUUCAUUACCACUUCCAAAAGGAAAUCAUCUUGAUUGUAAUUACUAUUGGAAUUAUUACAUUAGUUCUAUGG
Molecule: messenger RNA, 841 nt
Organism: Oncorhynchus tshawytscha (Chinook salmon)
Lineage: Eukaryota; Metazoa; Chordata; Actinopteri; Salmoniformes; Salmonidae
Product: E3 ubiquitin-protein ligase RNF144A
Exons: 3
Coding region: 194-730 (178 amino acids)
Source: RefSeq, a predicted model, not a curated record